This is a messenger RNA of Manihot esculenta (cassava), 3227 nucleotides long. RefSeq names its product copper-transporting ATPase PAA1, chloroplastic. Gene Ontology annotation, molecular function: ATP binding; copper ion binding; P-type divalent copper transporter activity. Gene Ontology annotation, biological process: copper ion homeostasis; monoatomic cation transport. Gene Ontology annotation, cellular component: membrane. The record is from RefSeq and is a predicted model, not a curated record. The transcript is spliced from 17 exons. Lineage: Eukaryota; Viridiplantae; Streptophyta; Magnoliopsida; Malpighiales; Euphorbiaceae. Bases 120 to 2966 code for a protein of 948 amino acids.
CAAUCCGUUUCGUUUGACAAUGCUGGGCUACAAUAGAAAAUUGAAAGGCUGGUAAACGGACAGGGAAGAAACAAAUGGAUAGAUAGCAAAAUCCAUCUCCUUCUUUUCUUUCUCUGAAAAUGGAGUCUGCAUUCUCUCUCUCAACUUCUUCUCUCGCUCUCUUCACCAUCUCCAGAGCUCUAAACCGCCAUUUCAACACCAACUCUUCCUCCCUCCUCCGCACUCGCUGCCUCACUUCAUUCUACACUCGCAACUCUUUCCCUUCUUCUUCUUCUUCUUCUUCUUCUUCUUCUUCUUUCAGGACCUCCUGCGCUCCCUUGCCGCGCCCUUUGUACUGCGUCUCGAAUACUUCCUCGUCUUUUACGACCUCUGGUGGUGGAAACGAUAGUGGUGGUCCGUUUGGUGGGAGUGGCGGCGGCGGAGGUGGGGAUAGGUCGGACGGUAGUGAUGCCAAGUCGAAUUUGACUGCGGGAGGGACAGAGGAUGUCUCUGCGCUUUCUCCAGAUGUUAUAAUACUCGAUGUUGGAGGAAUGACAUGCGGGGGAUGUGCAGCCAGUGUAAAGAGAAUAUUGGAAAGUCAACCACAAGUCUCCUCUGCUAGUGUCAAUCUCACCACUGAGACUGCAAUUGUGUGGCCUUUAUCUGAGGCAAAAGUUGUACCAAACUGGAAAAAACAGUUGGGAGAGGAACUUGCAAAGCAGCUGACAAGUUGUGGUUUCAAAUCUAACCUUCGAGAUGCAGGGAGAGGAAUCUUCUUCAGUGUUUUUGAAAAAAAAAUGGAGGAAAAGCGUGAUCGUUUAAGAGAAAGUGGUCGUGAGCUUGCUGUCUCUUGGGCUCUCUGUGCUGUAUGCCUCUUUGGUCAUCUUUCUCAUAUUUUUGCUCUCAAGGCCUCAUGGAUCCACAUGUUUCAUUCCACAGGAUUCCACCUGUCUUUGUCUUUGUUUACAUUGCUUGGCCCUGGGCGUCAGCUUAUCCUAGAUGGUGUGAAAAGCCUUCUUAAGGGGGCUCCAAAUAUGAACACCUUAGUUGGACUUGGGGCUUUAUCUUCAUUUGCUGUUAGUUCAUUAGCUGCCUUAAUUCCAAAGCUGGGUUGGAAGGCAUUCUUUGAGGAGCCAAUUAUGUUAAUAGCUUUUGUCUUGCUGGGUAGGAAUCUUGAGCAAAGAGCUAAAAUUAAAGCAACCAGUGACAUGACAGGACUUCUAAGUAUUUUACCUUCAAAAGCUCGUCUUCUGAUUCAUGAUGAUGCAAAAGACCGAGGCUCAAUUGUUGAAGUCCCUUGUACCAGUCUUUCUGUUGGGGAUCAAAUUUUUGUAUUGCCUGGAGAUCGUGUUCCAGCAGAUGGAAUAGUUAGAGCUGGUCGAAGCACCAUUGACGAGUCGAGUUUCACAGGGGAGCCAUUACCAGUGACUAAACUACCUGGGAGUCAAGUAGCAGCUGGAAGUAUAAACCUCAAUGGGACCCUAACAGUUGAAGUGCAGAGACCAGGUGGUGAGACUGCAAUCGGAGACAUUGUUCGUUUGGUGGAAGAAGCACAGAGCAGAGAGGCUCCAGUACAGCGACUGGCUGACAAGGUGUCAGGGCACUUUACUUACGGAGUAAUGGCACUCUCAGCUGCUACGUUUAUGUUCUGGAACUUGUUUGGGACACAUGUGCUCCCUGCUGCAUUUCACCAUGGAAAUCCAGUGUCACUUGCUCUACAGCUCUCUUGCAGUGUUUUGGUUAUUGCUUGUCCGUGUGCACUUGGUUUAGCCACACCUACUGCUGUGCUGGUUGGAACCUCAUUGGGUGCAACAAGAGGAUUGCUUUUGCGUGGUGGAAGUGUUUUAGAGAAGUUCUCAAUGGCGAAGACCAUUGUGUUUGACAAAACAGGGACCUUGACAAUUGGCAGACCUGUUGUAACAAAGGUUGUGACUCCUGGAGGUGUGAAAAUUACAGAUAUACAAGAAAAUGUAAAUCUUACACUGUCAGAAGUUGAAGUUCUGAAGCUAGCUGCUGGUGUAGAAUCAAAUACCAUUCAUCCUGUUGGAAAAGCUAUAGUAGAAGCUGCUCAGGCUGCCGGUUGUCAGAAUGUGAAGGUGAAAGAUGGAACGUUCAUGGAGGAGCCUGGGUCUGGUGCUGUAGCUACCAUUGAGAACAAGAAGGUGUCUGUUGGAACGCUAGACUGGGUUCAAAGGAAUGGAGUUUAUGAUAAUCCUUUUCAAGAAGUGGAGGAUCUUAAGAAUCAAUCAAUAGUCUUUGUUGGAGUGGAUAACACCCUUGCUGGUCUUAUAUACUUGGAAGAUCAGAUUAGAGAAGAUGCUAGAUAUGUUGUUGAAUCUUUGUCCAGGCAAGGAAUUAAUGUCUGGAUGCUGUCUGGUGACAGAAGGAAUACUGCUGAAUAUGUUGCAUCGAUUGUUGGUAUUCCAAAGGACAAGGUGAUAGCUAGAGUUAAGCCUGACGAAAAGAAGAAGUUUAUUACUCAACUUCAGAAGGAUCAGAACUUAGUAGCCAUGGUUGGCGAUGGAAUCAAUGAUGCUGCUGCCUUGGCAUCAUCACACAUCGGAGUUGCCAUGGGCGGAGGUGUUGGAGCUGCUAGUGAGGUGUCUUCCAUUGUACUGACUGGCAAUAGGUUGUCGCAGUUGCUUGAUGCAUUGGAACUAAGCAGGCUAACCAUGAAGACUGUGAAGCAAAAUCUCUGGUGGGCUUUUGCAUACAACAUUAUAGGAAUUCCAAUAGCAGCUGGGAUGUUGCUUCCAGUAACUGGGACCAUGCUGACUCCAUCAAUCGCCGGAGCUCUAAUGGGUUUAAGUUCUAUUGGGGUGAUGAGUAAUUCAUUGCUUCUGAGAUUGAAAUUCUCCUCGAAGCAGAAACAGGCUUAUGGAGCACCUACAGGCACUAAGAUUCUUUUGGGUUCUGAUAUUCUCAUGGACCAGAGGGAGAAAAUGAAUCAGUCAUAUUCUGGCACUCAAUGGAGAGAAGCACGAUAACAGUAAGCUCACACAACGUACCACCUUUUUCUACACACCUAGAAAGCUGGUGAAUAUUACAAUAUGAAAGAGAGAGAGAGGGAGAUAUCAAAAUACUGAAUUUUGGUAAUAGAUUUUUGAAGGUUGAUGUUUAGGAUUGAUUCUGUUACAACUCUUUUUAUUUCCUAGGAAAUUCAUUUUAUCUUGUAAUUUAUUUUAAUAAUACUUAUAACAAUUAAAUAUUGAAAAUAAGUUCAAUUAAAUCUUUUUACUUUUGUUCAA